Molecule: messenger RNA, 1303 nt
Organism: Dendronephthya gigantea
Lineage: Eukaryota; Metazoa; Cnidaria; Anthozoa; Malacalcyonacea; Nephtheidae
Product: peroxisome assembly protein 12-like
Exons: 2
Coding region: 86-1123 (345 amino acids)
Biological process (GO): protein import into peroxisome matrix; protein monoubiquitination
Cellular component (GO): peroxisomal membrane; peroxisomal importomer complex
Molecular function (GO): zinc ion binding; ubiquitin-protein transferase activity; protein binding
Source: RefSeq, a predicted model, not a curated record
CCUGAAAACAUGGAUGAUGUUUUUUAGAAAUCCUGACUUCGUGUUCUGCUCGAAUUUCUUUUAACUUAAACUUGAAAAAGGAGUGAUGUCUGAAGAGGCUUCAAGUUCCACCAAAGUGACGUUCAGCAAGCCAUCUAUAUUCGAAAUAGUUGCGCAUCAAGCCGUCGCUUCUGUCUUCAAACCAGCUUGUCAAUAUGUAAUCAGAAUUCUUGCACAAAAAUACCCAGAAAAAUUAGCUCAUAUUUUGAAAUAUUCCGAUGAAAUCUAUAUGGUAUGCGACUUGGUGCUUCAAAGACACUAUCUAAGCUGUUACAACGCUUCGUUGUCGGAGAACUUCUACUAUCUAAAAAGGAUCAACGUGGCAAAUGGCGUGGGUGAAAGAUUGGGCAAAAAAUUACAAUAUCUCUCUUUAAUUGCGCUCGUCCUCUGGCCUUACAUGAAAUGUAAAGUUGACCAAGCAUUUGAAAAGUUACGGGAUAAGAUUAUACGAGAAGAGGAUGAUGGACAAUCUAGUCGAAAUAAACUGUUUCUGCUGUUUUUGACCCUGUACCCAUUGGUCCACUUCACCAUUCAAAGUAUUUCUGCCAUCUACCAAAUGGGGUACACGUUGAAAUUACUGAAUUAUCAUACUCCAGUAUUUCAUGCACUUCAAAUGCAGCUUGUUAGAGCUAGCAGUGAGGAUUUAUUAGGUUUUCAUACUGAUUUGUUCACUGGUUCCAAAUCUUUAUGGCAAAGGUUUCUGUCAAUCCCUGGAUUUUUACUUGAUAAAAUGAUCAAGUUUGUUACAGUCAUCAUGCCUGCAGUCAUAUUCUUUUUACAAUUUGUUGAAUGGUGGUACUCUACAGAUCACGAGAUAACAUCGUCUGUUGUGAACUUACCCAUCCCCCCUCCUCCAGAGAUGCCAAAGAUAUCAAAGCAUGGUUGCGGUUUACCACCUCACCCAUUGCAAUGUCCCUUAUGCCACAAGGUUCACACAAACAUGGCCACUUUGGUGUCAUCUGGCUUUGUCUUUUGCUAUCCGUGCAUACAUCAAUUUAUCACAGAACAUGGUUGCUGUCCAGUCACAAACAUUCCAUCAAGCUUGGAUCAGAUUUUGCGCAUCUAUUCCUUACAAGAUUCAUAGCAGUCAGCUAAAUUUAAAAUACCAGAGUCUAUAAUCAAAACAGUGCAGGUCUCUUACCUCAAAGUUUAAAGAAUUUAAACUUGAUUAUGUGUUAAUAGAAUAAAAAAUAAAACUUGAUUGGUCCUAAAAAUAUAUAAAUUCAAAUCUAGAAUAUUAUUUAUUUACCUAGGCAUAAGUAUU